AUGGUCUUGACUAUAGUUCGAUGCAAGAAAGGGAAAGAGAAUGAAAACGUGGAUUGUUUGUCUCGAAGCCCAGUUCAAUCAUCAAUUUCAUCUGAACUAACAUUCAACAAAGAAAUAAACACAAUCAAUGUAGAAACCUUACUUCAAAUCUCCAGCACAGUGAUAACCGCAGAAACGAUAAAAGAAGAAACAGCAAAAGACCCUGAGCUUCAAGUUAUUUUGCAUGAACUGAAAAAUAGUCGCAAAGAUAGCCCUUACAUGAUCUCAGACAACAUACUUUUCCGAUCAGAUCGAGCCGUAAUUCCCAAACGUCUUCAAAAUCAAAUUCUAAAUGAGCUCCAUGAAUCACACCUCGGAAUUACUAAAAUGAAACAGCUUGCUAGAAGAUAUGUAUAUUGGGAAGGUAUGGACAAAGACAUAGAAAGAUUAGUGAAAAGCUGUGAAGCUCUUGCUAAAGUUCGUCACAAUCCACCAAAAGCUCUGGUACAUCCGUGGGAUCAGCCCGAUGAUAACUGGGAAAGAGUGCAUAUUGAUUAUGCCGGUCCAUUGGAUGGAUAUUAUUUCCUCUUGUGUGUAGAUGCUAAAUCAAAGUGGGCAGAAGUUCGCAUUCUUUGA
Macrosteles quadrilineatus (aster leafhopper) is the source of this 615-nucleotide messenger RNA. RefSeq lists its product as uncharacterized. Bases 1 to 615 code for a protein of 204 amino acids. Lineage: Eukaryota; Metazoa; Arthropoda; Insecta; Hemiptera; Cicadellidae. The transcript has a single exon. The record is from RefSeq and is a predicted model, not a curated record.